Messenger RNA from Amoebophrya sp. A120, 3111 nucleotides. The record is from the annotation of a GenBank genome assembly. NCBI's taxonomy places the organism in Eukaryota, Dinophyceae, Syndiniales, Amoebophryaceae.
CGAAGAUUGAUCGAAAACGCAAGCUGGCUCCAACAACAAGAUGGACCGAUCAGUUGUUCCUCGAACAACUAUAUAGAAAUAUCCGAAUCGAGUUGGAACAUGAGUUGCAGUAAAGCAUAGGCUUAGCAUCAGAAGCGUUGCUCUUACUCUUAGCGAAGAGAUGAGCAGCUUUAUACUUAUCCCCCUCCACUAACUCAUUCUCACUACUUGUCACUUUUGGCCCUUGAAUUCAUCAUACUUAUUUGCCACAACACAUUUUACAAGCGAAACUCUCUUCGUUCCGUUUCGAAACGAAAGGUGACCGUGACAGUGAACGCCUAUGUCAUGAAAUAAAACUUCAAGUCUAGUAUAUCCUUUUCGUACGACUUCUUCUUCUCAAUUGUUUUAGAUCAAAAAACACAAGCUGCAUUAUAUCAGCGAGGAGAAAACGUGAUCCACAUUGGUCAUCGACAUGAGCAGUACCUCCCAGGGUGAGCCUCCAUCGGCGAUGGUGGUCGCCGCCAAAAGGGCUCGGCGGACAGCUUUGCGGCUCGCACAGCUUUCCACGGAGAACAAAAACGCUUUGUUGCGCAAAUUUCAAUCGAAGCUGCGGGAGCACAAGGCAAAAAUCCUGGCGGAGAACGAAUUGGACGUGCGAGAUGCGCAGCGCUUGGCCGACCAGGGGCAGCUGUCGCAGACGCUGGUGCGCCGGCUCGGCCUCGGGGGCAGCAAAUUCGACACGCUACUGGAGGGGAUUGAGCAGGUAAUCGCGCUCGAAGACCCCGUCGGGAAAUGCACCUACGCCAACGAGCUGACAAAGGGCCUACAAUUGUAUCGCGUCACAUGCCCGAUCGGCGUGAUGUGCGUUAUAUUCGAGGUACUACUAGCAUGAGACAAUAUGAAAAUCAAUGCUUGGCAUAUAAGUAAAAGUAUUUUUAAAUUUAUGUAAUAAACUUAACCAAAAGCAAAAAGCUGACACAAAGCGGGCACCUGUCGUGAUAUCUUUUAUUUUAUUUUCGUUCUUUUCAAAACAUAAACAUGAGAUCGUCCCCGAUGCCAUUUAUCUUGGUCGGUCUGGCAGUUAUUUGCACUAGCUCUGUUUAUUUUCAUUGGAUUUCAGGCUCGCCCGGAAGCUUGUGUGCAGAUCGCCUCGCUCGCAUUGAAGAGUGGAAAUGCUCUACUGCUAAAGGGCGGUAAGGAAGCGUCAAGGAGCAACCGCAUUUUGGUGGAGACUCUGCAGAUUGCGGUGCGAGACUUUGUCGUCGAGCAAGAAACGAAGAGCAAAAGCCAGGAACUUCUCGACAAGGACGCAGCGGAAGGUGUUUUGCAGUUACUCGAAGCUCGGGAGGAGGUUGCUGCCAUACUAAAGAUGGACAGCUUCAUUGAUCUAGUGGUUCCCCGAGGCGGGAACGCUCUGGUCCGCUACAUCAAGAACAACACUCUGAUCCCAGUUCUGGGGCACGCGGACGGCAUCUGUGCUGCGUACGUGGACGCCGAGGUGCCGAAAAGCGGCCAGCAGCCCAAGGGUCUCGCAAAGAACGGUAGCUGCGAGAAGAACUCCGCGUCAACAACCGUAGUCUCUAAGAACGACCCAACAAGUGGUCUUCACGCGGCUUCCGCACAGGAGAACAAAACUUUUGUCGGGGAGGUAUUGCUCGAGUCGAAAACGGGCUACGUGUCCGCAUGCAACGCAGCGGAGACUCUUCUGCUGCACGCCUCGCACUGCCGCGGCGAAAGAAGUCAUGACUCCGGGGGCGUCCUGGUGUUGAAGAGACCCUCAGCGACCGCCUCUACUUCAUCUUCAAGCACCGUGGUGGAGGAGAUCAUCGAUGCGUUUGCCGGAUGGGCAGAGAGAACGAAGCAAAGCAUGGAGUUUCGUUGUGAUCCUUUGUCGAAGCAAGCAUUUGAGAAGGCCUUGCAGAUACGAAAGAGCAACAAGCACGUCGGCAAGAUGAACACGACGAAAGAUGGGGAACAACUUCUGGUAGUAAAGGACGCAACCCCCGCAGACUACGACACUGAGUUCUUGGACUACGUACUGGCCGUCAAGACAGUCGGGGGCGUGGAAGAGGCCAUCGCCCACAUCAACGAACACGGGUCGAAGCACACCGACCUGAUUCUGACUGCCUCCCAGGAAAACUGCGAAACGUUUAUGCAGGGCGUCGACAGCGCCGACGUGUUAUCGGCUGAAACAAAACCAUCCUCAUCCAUGAUAUUGGAAUGAGAAAUACUUCGAGAUAGUACAGGCACUUCGACGGUCGUGUCCGCCUGACCUACCUUUCCUGCACGGCAGCCAGCAUGAUCUGUGUCGGUUUGCAAAGGGGGAGGCAAAGUGCGCCGCGGCCGCAUUUUUUUGUAGCAUGAGAACUAGCACGGGCUUGGGGCCGCGGCGCCAGGCACACUGGCGGCUUCGCAGCUACGGGAGAUCGAUUGUUACUAGUUGUGUGCUGGCUGCUUGUGGUCCUGCUCCUGUGCCAGUGCCACUGCCAGCUUGGUGCAUGUUCGGGUGUUUUUCUCUGCACUGCCUUGCGCACCCGCCCUUGAAACAACCCGCAUGCCCCCUGGCUCCUCCAAGAUAGCGCAGUCUUUUACGCAAGCUGCCGCGCUUGCGCAUGAUGCGCUUCAUGUUUUGCAUGACCAAUCAGAUGGGGAUGGUUUCUUUUCCCGCCGUGAUAUUUGUUCCAUAACUGUUCCACGCGAUUCGCCGAUGGUUUCCGCUUCGGUUUCGGUGCCGAGAUCGGCAUCUCUACGAACCGCAUUCACUCCCGGGGUCCCGUCGGGCUCGAGGGUCUAGUUUUGUACAAGUACCGCCUUUACUCCGACCAGGGGCACUGUGUCGCCACCACUCGAUUCGACCACGCCCGGCAGCCCCACUGUGAAAACAAGCGCAUAGCCGACAUCCUGGAACAGGAGCAUGGCAACAGCAGCACGACCACUGCCCAAAAGCUGAAGAAGGCGAAGGUUUCCCCGGGCAGAUAGGACAGGAAAGUCCGAGAGAGACUUGCACCUUCUUGAAGCACCGUUCUAGCACAUGCGUUUGUCGUGCCACGAACAGACGCACUACAACAGGUUGUUAAGGAUGUUUCUGUAUAUUUCGUCAUUAUUUCUUCACCCUUCAGCACCCAUUUUGAU